Cladocopium goreaui is the source of this 4086-nucleotide messenger RNA. NCBI's taxonomy places the organism in Eukaryota, Dinophyceae, Suessiales, Symbiodiniaceae. The record is from the annotation of a GenBank genome assembly.
AUGGUUGAUCCUUCCCAGAGUCUAUCAUGGGGAUGCUACACAUGCCGCCCAUGUUGCAACUUGCUGUCAGGUUCACUGGCAGUGCCUGCCGGUGACCAUUGCGCAGCCGAGUUCUUGUUGUUCGACACCAAGGAUAAAGCUCCGUACCUCUGUCGCUAUGUGGACGGCACCAAUGCGACUUGCAGGGUGCUGCGCUUGGAGAUGCGGCCACAAGCAGCUGCAUUGUCCAGUCCAAGGCAAUUGCUGCUGAGCGGCCGGCUGCGAUUGUUUGCUUCUCUGGAGGUUGUGAGUGGCGUCGCUUCGGUGUCAAUUUGGCGCUUGCCAGAUGCAGAGGCAGAGUGUCACCUGGUGGAUAGGGUUGAGCGGCUUGAGGGCAUCCAAACAGCCAAGGCUAUUUGUUGGGCAAGCCGUGCGCUGCCACCUUUUGCAGAAGGUGAGUUGCUGUCAGUGCUGCUUUCGGACCGAGUGCUGUUGAUCCCGGUGCUGCCUGCAGAUGGGACCUUCUCGUUGCAGCCAGCCAUGGUGCUGCAGAUUGGCUUCCCAUGCCGCUGUUUGUGCUGGUCCAACGAUGGGUCCCAAUUGCUGGUGGGUGGCAAAGGGCAACUUCUUUGCUUCGCUUGGAGGGCUGGUGCGGCUGGUGACAGUGAACCUCUGGUGCGACAUUUGCUCUCCUCAGGUGAGUGUGUGGAGAUCCAUGCAGUAUUUUCCAAUAGCUUCCUAUGUCGCAUUGACCAAUGCUCACAGCCGGCUGAACCGGAGUUGAUGCUGCCAGGGCAGGCUUUGGGACCCAGCUCCCGACCUUUGGUCCAAGUCAUUGAAAAUCCACAGGAUGGCCCAUCAGAAGGACCAAAUGUAUUGAGCAUACCUGGAGGGGCUUAUUCGAACUCGCUUGGGUCGCUUGGGUCAACUUGGCAGAAUCCGGUGUCUGCAGAAGUUGCAGGAGCAGUCGGUCUGCAGGUGGUUCCAUGCCAAAGAUAUUUGCUUCCAAUCCGAUGCUCCUUCACAAAAGACCGUGGACAUUCCGCGCUUCGUUUGCAAUGUGGAGCGGAGUGCGAGGCCAAUGAGCUGGUGGCCGUGGCUGAAAGUGGUGGAAAGGCGGUGGUGCUACACGGCAGCUUCACCAGCAGUGAGGUCUGCUGUUGGAAUUUGUCACCGCCACACCAGUGGGGCCGAUCGGAUUGGCAUCCGGUUACCACACUCAGCUUGGCACAAACCUUGAGGCUCUCAGGGCUGGCCCUGUGGCCGGGCGCCAGUCUCGAAGUGCACGCCCUGCUGUCGGAAGCACCAGCACCUGGAGAGUUCGGACGCCCGAAGCGGGAGUUGUUUCACAGGACUGAAGUCGUGUCAGAGUCGCCGAGGGUGGAGCAGCUGCUUCCUGAGGAGGAGCACACAGAGACCCUCCAUGGCAACGGCCGGGAUGAGGCUCUUUGCAGCAUCGCCUCCAACGUGGCCGGAAUCCGGCAAGAAAUGGGAAAUCUUCGAGAAACCUUCGAAGGCUUCCGGAACGACUUCUCCCGCUUGGUAGCUGUGAUCGAGCGCCAAGCAAAUGCUUGGCAUUCUGACAGUCCCUUGACAAAUGCAGAGGGAGACUUACAUGUCCUCAAUCAAGGAGCCUCUAGGUUGCCGCCCUUAUCCAUGGGCUUCCGGCACUUCCACACAAUGAAGUCAAGCCAUUGGAGACCCAGUGAUGACGCGACCUUUACGAAGAUGACCAGAGCUGAACUUUUCAGCUUGACCCAGAGGCUCCUAACCCUUCAGGAGAAGAAAGCUGAAGAGGAGGGAGAGCUCGAAGUCCUACAGGUACAAAGGCUCUCGAAAGAGGCAUCCCGGAAAAAAACUAAAGGACCACUGUCCUUCUUGCAGGUCAAUCCAUCAAAAGAGGCCGAGUCAGUGGCGGAGCUGGCGCUGCUAAGGGCCCAACGUCAUGCUAGAGAGGCGCAAGAAUCUGCAGCACUGGCCAAACAUGCCUAUGAAAAGUUGGCAAAGAGUCGAGAUGUGGCGGUUGAGACUGCUGGAGAUGCAGCUUUGGAGGACGUCAUCAAGGAUGCCCGCCAGGAUGCCAGCGACGCUGUGAAGAUUCUCAGAGGCAGUGAAGGCGAGCAUGCACAGGCCCUGAAGCCAGGUUUAUCCUUCUUGCAGGAGGCUACGGAUGCGCACCAUGCAGCUUUGGAGAGGGUGCAGGCCAGCCUUGCUAAAAUGCAAAGCAGCACCAAGAUGUCGCGGGAGCAGCUCCGGCAAACAACCAAAGAACUGCUUGACGUGGAGAACCAGAUCGCUACUCUCCAAAGGCAACAGGCAACCAUGAAGAAAGAGGCUUCCAACAAAGAGAAGCUUUUAGUGGAGACGCACCAGAUUCUGGCUGGGCCCGUAGCAGCUGAAGCUGAUGCCAUGGGCCUCCCAGGUUCGUUCACACAGCUGUCCAGCCAGGAGAAGGCUCGGAGCACAGGAAAAUCCGGAGCACAAAAACUUGCGAUCGCAGAGCAGGCCCUAACACGCCAAAAAGCUACAUUGGAACAGAAACGCAGGGAGCUCGCCAAAGUGCAAACUGAAAUCCAGGAGGUUCAGCAGGCUGCAGCACAACUGCGUGAUGGAGACGUUGCAAAGGUGAAGAAGCAGAAUGUGGCAUUGCUGGAGACCUUGCGGCGCACAUCACAUACUGAUAAGGCUGAACGGCAACAGGCGGAGGCUGAGUCCAAGCGCCUGAUGUCCACCACAGCAUCCAAAGAGCAGCAGCUAAGCCGUGAACGACAGGAGCUCGCAUCACAGCAGGCUGAGGUGGCAGCUCUUCGGGAAGAGAACCAGAAGAAACACAGCCAAGAGAAGCAGAAAAACAUCGAGGUGAACAGGCAGUCGAUCCUCCUUCAAAAGGCUGAGGAGCAGCUGCAUUCCACACAGGAAGAAGUCUCCGGCCUGAAGAGGCUCGAGGCUCAGUCGACUUUUGAGCUCACAGUCAUCAAGGAGGAACAGCUUGGCACGGCCAUUGGUCAAUUGCAUUUGGAAGAUCUGAAGGCCGCGCGAAAGAUGCGACAGGAGCGAGUGGAGGUACUAGAGAAACUGGUCGAUGCUGAGUCGAAGAACAUUUCUGACCUGAGCUUCGCUUUGGAACAAGAGAAGUCGCGUCCCGAGCUGCAGGAACUUCGGAAGAAAGCCACAGAAGCGGCAAAGGUGUCUAAGGACAAGGCUAGUGUGGACAAAAAGACCAUUGGGCUCUUGCAACAGCAGGUGGCUCAACAGACGAGCCAACUCCGUGCCAACUUUCGAUCAAAAUCCGUUGCAGCGCAGGCCAACAGGCAGAACGCUUUGAUGGCGCUGGAGGCCAAGUUGGAAAAGGAGACGAGAGAAGAACUGGCCACGUUGGAGGCCAAGAACAGGUCCCUGUCGCAUCAGCUCGUGCUGCUUCAACAGGAAGAUGAAGCGCAGGUGGAGGUUCUGAGGCACAAAGCCACAGCCCGUGCUCUCCAAGAGGAGCUCGACCAGGUGAAGUCAGAGGAGGCCCAACUUCUCGACAAAGCUGCCAAAACGGCCUUCGACAUGGAGGCACGGCUCCAAGAGAAGCAGAAGUCCUUGGAACAGGACCUGCAACAGAAGGAGCAGUCUAUCCUGAAUCUUCAACAGCAUCGCCUGGAAGAUGGUGAGAGGAUUCAAGCCAUGCAGCAGGAGAUGGCGGAGGCCAGCUUGAAGGAGAAAAAGUUGGCUGCGGAGUUGCGCCAAACCCAGGAACAGCGGGCACGACUGGUCAGCACCGAGGAGGUUGAGCUGACGCACACGGCCCAAAGACUGCGGAAGGCUCAACAGGAGGAAGAGAAGCGACAGGACGAGGAAAUUCAGGGCCUGAAGUGGGAAUUGGAGGCAGAAAAGGCCAAGAACGACCUUCGAAGAUCUCGGAAGGCAGCACAGUUGGAGAGGGAGAUCCAGCAGUUGCCAAGAGCAGAGGAUGGUGAGAUCUCUCAGCUUGCUGGCUUGCUGGAAGGGAAAGAGUCAAAGCUGCAGAAGGUCCGUGAAUUUUUGACCUCUGAGGGGCGACUCUCCUCAGCCGCGAAGGCAGAGUUGAAGAACCUACGGGAGCACUUGCAGCAAGCCUCAUGA